This is a messenger RNA of Anneissia japonica, 1494 nucleotides long. Its product is annotated as actin-related protein 2/3 complex subunit 2-like. Gene Ontology annotation, molecular function: actin filament binding; structural constituent of cytoskeleton. Lineage: Eukaryota; Metazoa; Echinodermata; Crinoidea; Comatulida; Comatulidae. Gene Ontology annotation, biological process: Arp2/3 complex-mediated actin nucleation; actin filament polymerization. Gene Ontology annotation, cellular component: Arp2/3 protein complex; actin cytoskeleton. Bases 127 to 1026 code for a protein of 299 amino acids. The record is from RefSeq and is a predicted model, not a curated record. The transcript has 9 exons.
UCCUGGUUUUAGAAGAUCGGGGAGAGAGAGACUCGAUCGCGAGGAAUAACCGGACCCAACCCAGGAAGUGGUGUCUCAAGCAGAAAAACAUAGGGCUAAGGUUUUAGUGCAGCAAUAAAUAUCAAAAUGAUUCUUUUGGACAUAAAAAACAAAAUUAUUGAAGAAGCAUUGUCUCACAAAUUCAAGACUGCAAAAGAUGGAGGAAAACCUGAGAGUAUUGAUAUGCAAAUAGCAGAUUUUGACGGUGUUCUUUACCAUAUUUCUAAUCCUAAUGGUGAUAAAAGCAAAAUAAGUGUCAGCAUUUCCCUCAAGUUCUUCAGUGAACUGACACAAUAUGGAGCAAAUGAGCUUUUAGAAGGUGUGUACAAACAGUGGAAAACAAGUACAGAAGAAGGUUUUGACUUCACGAUCCUAUUUGAUCUGGACAACCUUCCAAGCGAUACCAAUGAUGCUGUCGCAAAAGCUUCACUCUUAAAACGUAACUGUUUCGCUGCAGUUUUUGAGACAUAUUUUGAUGCCCAACAAAAGGAGAAACGUGUACAACGAGCCGUAAUUCAUUACAGAGAUGAUGAAACAAUGUAUGUUGAUGCCAGAAAGGACAGGGUGACCGUGGUUUUCAGCACAGUCUUCAAGGAUUCUGUUGAUGUUAUCUUUGGUAAAGUGUUUAUGCAGGAGUUUAAAGAAGGUCGUAAAGCAAGUCAAACAGCUCCACAAGUUCUGUUCAGUCACAAGGAACCCCCAAAAGAAUUGGAUUCUACUGAUGCAGCUACUGGUGACAAUAUUGGCUACAUUACAUUUGUGCUGGAAUCAAGACAUACUAAUCCAAAAACAAAGGACAACACAAUUGAUUUGAUUCAUACAUUUAGAACUUACUUGCACUACCACAUCAAAUGUUCGAAGGCUUAUAUACACUCUAGAAUGCGUGCUCAGACAUCGCAGUUCCUGAAAGUACUCAACCGGGCUCGCCCAGAAUCGCAGAAUAAGGAGAAGAAGACUAUAACUGGACGAUCUUUUGUUAGGACUUAAACAGAAUUUAUUUCAUCACAUUACCUCCAGCUCUAAGCAUCUCCAGAAUCUUGCACCAGAGAGGCUUCUUCGUACCCAAUGAAAAAUGCAGCAUUGAAUUGAUUUAUGCUAUUUAAAUUUCUUAGAACCACCAUGUGACUAGAAUAAGAAAGUUACAUGGAUAUGCACUGCUUUUUGAAUUGCCUUCUAUUUUGUUUCCAUAAUUGUAGAGAUAUCUCUACUGUGGCAAUUUAAAGCCGGGUACACACUGUAUAUUGAUGUAAGCCUGGUUCUCACAAGAGCCCUAGUAUCCAGAUCGGGAGCUAACUGUUAGUGCUAACCGCUAGCACCUGCGCGAGAACGCCUGAUCGGUUAGCGCUAACCGUUAGCGGUAUCCGGAUACCGCUACCGGUUAGCAAGUUGAGCGUUAACCAAUUAGUUAACCAAUCACACAUACGCGUUUACACUUUCCAGUUUCUUAUUGGCCAG